AUGAUACAAAGGAGAGCUGACGGUUCCGUGAACUUCUACAGGGGGUGGACAGAAUAUAAAAACGGGUUUGGUGACUUGAGUUCCGAAUUCUGGAUCGGACUUGACAUCAUCCAUCUACUAGUAAUGAAUGGCUUUACAGUUCUGCGUGUAGAAUUAGAAGAGGGAAGGGAGUCUGCCUAUGCGGAGUACAGCAGUUUCUUUGUAGCUGGAGAGGAAGACAAUUAUCGAAUCCAUGUUUCUGGGUAUAGAGGAACAGCAGGUGAUGGGAUUUCAUGUGACACUACGUAUUGCAACAAUGAUGCACAGUUUUCAACACAUGAUAAGGAUAAUGACAAUUCAAAUUCACUUAAUAAUGCAAAGAGAUGGAAAGGAGCUUGGUGGUAUAAUCAUGGGCACAGGUCUAACUUAAAUGGAGAGUAUGGUAAUAACGAUCAUGGCGAGGGCAUCAACUGGUAUCCUUUCAAGGGCCAAACAAACUCUCUAACAGGCACUAGGAUGAUGCUUCGUCGACCUUAAUAUAUGCCUGGAAUCAAA
Messenger RNA from Saccostrea echinata, 534 nucleotides. RefSeq names its product ficolin-1-like. The transcript has 3 exons. The record is from RefSeq and is a predicted model, not a curated record. The coding region runs from base 1 to 516 and encodes 171 amino acids. Lineage: Eukaryota; Metazoa; Mollusca; Bivalvia; Ostreida; Ostreidae.